CGAUUUAUCUGUAUGAUGUAGUUACACGCUAGAUGUCUCACUCUCGCCUCCUUUCCUUCGGCAUCUAUUCAACCUCGGAGACUCCCUGCGAAGACGAAAGAAAUUCACGAGAAAAAUCAAACAUUUCUGCUCUUAUCCCUCUCUAGAUUUACUCCCUCUGCAAAUAAUAAUUCCUGGAAUUUCUUCGUUAAUUCCUCUUUCGAUCCUUCUAACAAUGAUCCGGUUUAUACUGCUGCAAAACAGACAAGGCAAGACUCGUCUCGCCAAAUACUAUGUUCCUCUCGAGGAUUCCGAGAAGCACAAGGUCGAAUACGAGGUUCAUCGAUUGGUUGUUAAUAGAGAUCCCAAAUUCACGAAUUUUGUUGAGUUUCGGACACACAAGGUCAUAUACAGGCGGUAUGCUGGAUUGUUUUUCGCAUUGUGUGUCGACAUAACUGAUAAUGAACUGGCUUAUUUGGAGUGCAUUCAUUUAUUUGUGGAGAUAUUGGAUCAUUUCUUUAGCAAUGUGUGCGAGCUAGAUUUGGUGUUUAACUUUCACAAGGUUUAUCUGAUACUUGAUGAAUUCAUUCUUGCUGGGGAGCUUCAAGAAACAAGCAAGAGGGCAAUCAUAGAGAGAAUGGGAGAGCUGGAGAAGCUGGAGUAAGCAUCUGUUCUGCCGUGGAGUGUUUAUGAGUGUCAAUUUGGUCUUCCAUUUUUUCCCUCCUGUGUUUGUGUGCCUUGUUCUUUAUUGUUCAGCUGUUAUUUCUUUACCCAUUUUGCACAAGCCAGUUCUCACCUUGUAACAUUACAGAUUUUAGACAGAAAUUGCUUCUUUUAUCCUUCGUUUUCCAUUGCCUCUGUGUCUCACUCUGCCUUUAUGGAGUGAGUUUGUGUGAGGUUACUGCGGUGUUCAUCUCAUGUUCUUUCUUAUAACAUUCUGGAUGUCUAUAAACAAUUUGCAAUCGUCAUCUUCUG
Populus euphratica (Euphrates poplar) is the source of this 954-nucleotide messenger RNA. Its product is annotated as AP-2 complex subunit sigma-like. Gene Ontology annotation, biological process: clathrin-dependent endocytosis; protein transport. The coding region runs from base 215 to 643 and encodes 142 amino acids. Gene Ontology annotation, molecular function: clathrin-cargo adaptor activity. The transcript has 6 exons. The record is from RefSeq and is a predicted model, not a curated record. NCBI's taxonomy places the organism in Eukaryota, Viridiplantae, Streptophyta, Magnoliopsida, Malpighiales, Salicaceae. Gene Ontology annotation, cellular component: AP-2 adaptor complex.